AUGUCCUCAACACUGCUAAUGGUAGCUGUCGGUGAAGCAACCCUUCCUAUUUGGAAGGAACACUUCAAGACCUUGCUGAACCGGCUAGCACCGUCAGCUCCUGAACUCGAACACGUUCAUAGACCGACAUAUGCGGUUAACGAGGAGCCACCGACCGAGUCGGAGGUCCUGGUCUGUAUUCAGAAAAUGAAGAAUGGAAAAUCUGGUGGAGACGACGGGAUUAGCGCAGAAAUGCUAAAAUAUCUUCCUCCGUCUGGGAUUCGUGAGAUGACAAAGAUCAUCCGUUCAAUAUGGAUAAGCGAAAGGAUACCUGAUUCGUGGAGACACGCUAUCAUAAUUCCCCUCCACAAGAAGUUAUCCGUCACGGACCCAAGGAAUUAUCGAGGAAUCUCUUUGCUGCGUGUUAUGUACAAGGUACUGGAGCACAUUAUCCUGGACCGACUCAUUAAACAUCGCGAAGAAACAACGCGCGACAAGCAAGCUGGCUUUCGUCCUAGCCGAUCUACGAUUGACCAGGUGUUCAUCGUCAGGAGAGUGAUCGAAAUCUGGCAGCGGUAUUCGAAACCAAUGCAACUAGCGUUUCUGGACUUUGAAGCCGCGUUCGACUCUCCUCACCGAGGCCGUCUUCUGAACGCGCUUCGCGCCGAUGGAGUACCAGGAAAGUUCGUUCGCUUGCUUGAUGACAUGAAUCAACGAACAACUGCUGCAGUUCGAACACCAGCCGGAUGUACAACACCGUUUGAAGUGGUAACUGGAGUAAGACAAGGGGCAGUGGCAGGACCUUUCCUGUUCAAUUUCGCAAUCGACGACAUUAUGCGAAGAACAGUCGACAAGUGUCCUGCCGACAUUGUCUUAGCACCAUCUGGGUGCCCCUUGACUGACCUCGAGUACGCCGACGAUGUUGUUAUAUUCGUGGAAAGCAGUACGAAACUUCAACAUGUUGUCAACCUUGUAUCGAAGCAGGGUGCAGCCUAUGGACUACGCCUACGCCCUGAUAAAUGCAAGCAGAUGUGGAUCUCUUCGAGACCACGAACGGGAAUCAGGGUGGACGGACAACCGAUAGAACUCGUCGAUGAGUUCUGUUACCUAGGCUGUACGCUGAAGAACGAUGGCAGCUACGAGAAAGAUGUUCAGCAAAGGUGCGCUAAGGCCACUUCUGCAUUUAACUCCUUAACGAAAUGCCUGUGGUCGACCCCCAUCACCAACGAAGUCAAGCUGCGAGUCUACCUAUCCGCAAUUCGCCCCAUCAUGAUGUACAGAUCGGAAACUUGGGCAGCACCAUCAACGGUUAUGGAGAGGCUUGACUGCACGGAACGAAAGCUGCUUAGACGGCUACUUGGCUACUUUUGGCCUAGGGUAUGUCACAAUGAAGAUCUUUACGCAGAAAUUGAUGUGGUAUACCGGCGGAUGACACGUGGAAGACAUCAACAUCUUGCACCGCCAUCGAAAGUCUCUAAAGUAAAUCGUCUUCGCUUCUUUGGUCAUAUAUUAAGGAGACCGGCAGAUCGCCUUGUUCAACGAGUUUUGAGGAGUUCGUCGGGUUCGAGCUGGAAGAAGCCACCUGGCCGAAAACGGAAGUUCUGGACUGAGGCGGUGACAGAGGACCUGAGGACACUCGGCGUGGAGAAGCAGUUCAGGCGAGACAAGAUCGAGAAGGUUGGGCAGAGCUGUGUUCAAGGACGGCACACCUCGGCGAAGAUGCGGGUAAUCGCGUCAGGCGAUGACAUCAGCCCGCCGAUUAAGUCAAUCGCUUGCUUUGUUCUUUUUCUGGCUGAUUGGACUCAAGUUGGAGGGUUCACGCUCAGCAAAACUAAUUAUGAGUCAUGUACCGGAUGGCACGUAUUUAUGAAGACUCGCCACUGUUACAAAAUUUUCCGAUAUACAACAAAUUGGAAUAAGGCAAAAGAGUUUUGUGAAAGUAUUGGUGCUCAUCUCGCGGUAGCUAACUCUCUCGAAGAAUUCGAGUUCAUGAAAAUAUUACAUCUACUGAGCUUCAAUAAGUACACAACAUGGGUUGGACUUUAUCGUGAUGCCACGUCCAACCGUGGUUGGAGGUGGAUAGACGGUUCGACACAAAUGUUUUACGUUUGGAACGAAGGCGAACCAAACAACUUAGGUGGACAAGAAAAUUACGGGAAUCUGGAGCCUAACGGCCUAAUGAACGACAACCGUGUUGAUGCGUGGGGACACAAUUUGGCUGUUAUGUGCGAGUCGGAAAAUUGCGGUGAUGGCCUCCAAGCAAACUAA
Necator americanus (New World hookworm) is the source of this 2247-nucleotide messenger RNA. RefSeq lists its product as uncharacterized. The transcript is spliced from 6 exons. The record is from RefSeq and is a predicted model, not a curated record. Lineage: Eukaryota; Metazoa; Nematoda; Chromadorea; Rhabditida; Ancylostomatidae. Bases 1 to 2247 code for a protein of 748 amino acids.